Messenger RNA from Olea europaea var. sylvestris, 2484 nucleotides. RefSeq names its product 5'-nucleotidase domain-containing protein 4-like. Gene Ontology annotation, molecular function: 5'-nucleotidase activity. Lineage: Eukaryota; Viridiplantae; Streptophyta; Magnoliopsida; Lamiales; Oleaceae. The record is from RefSeq and is a predicted model, not a curated record. Bases 367 to 2184 code for a protein of 605 amino acids. The transcript is spliced from 17 exons.
CUAAAAUACGCCAUGCGUGGUCUUCACUCUUCUUCCCCAUUCCGCUGCCAGUUUUACCGUUACCCUUCAGAAUAUCAAGCAAAAUUCACUGCCUCUGCCUCUGCCGUGUUGCAAGUUAUAGCCGCCUCCACGUGGCAAUCCCUCCUUUUUUUCUUUUUCUUUUUUUCCAGUCGUUGUUGGAGGAGGUAUUCGUUUCCUAGUUGCCAAAUGGGGAGUCAAAGUUUAAUUUUUUCCGCUAAGAAUGCAAAACGUUAAGCUAUUAAAUGCAUUCAGUAUCUAUACGGGUAUCGGGUUCUACAUUCAUUUGGAAUUUGAAGGAAUUUUCUUAGCAUUUUUCACAUCUCAAACUGGCUAUAUAAAUUCAGGAUGCGUAUCCCCAAAGGGCGCUCAUUUUCCUUUGGCGUUUCGCUAUUUUCUUCUCCAAAUCCCAAUCCCAUUCUUGAGCCCUUAACAUUUCCUUUUUCGUCCUCUUCGAGAAUUUUAUUCAAUUCCAGUAUUUUUUCGUCUGCUCUUUCGGGUCAAUUUCCGAGUAGGAGGAAAGUGAAUCAUUGCAAAGGUAAUAAACAACAUCGUUCUAGUAUUAUGAUGGAUGCCAUGGGCGUAGAUGGAAAAACAUUGCAACUUAAGGGAACCAAUUGCGGUGAUAUUGGUCAGGGUCCCUGCAUAUGGUCGUCUCCUGAAGGAGGACAAAAGAUUGAUAUUGGAAAACAGAUAUUCUGUAAUAGGUCUUUGAACAUGAAGAACAUCGUUGCUGUUGGAUUUGAUAUGGAUUACACUUUGGCUCAGUAUAAACCUGAGACUUUCGAAUCACUUGCAUACGAAGGCACAGUUAGAAAGCUGGUUUAUGAUUUGCAGUACCCUUCAGAGUUGUUGGAUUGGACAUUUGAUUGGAAAUACAUGGUCAGAGGAUUAGUUCUCGAUAAAAAGAGAGGCAAUAUAUUGAAGAUGGACCGACACAAGUACGUCAAAGUAGCUUAUCAUGGAUUUAGAGAGAUGUCGAAGGAAGAUAAAGUUGCUACAUAUCGAAGUACUUUGACACGCGACUCGUUUGAUGAACCUGACUAUGCUCUCAUCGAUACCCUUUUCUCUCUGGCUGAAGCUUAUUUAUUUGCUCAGCUUGUUGACUUCAAGGAUAAGAAUCCAGGCAAAAUUUUGGCAGACUACUCUGGAAUGUACAAAGAUGUUCGAGCAGCAGUGGAUUUGUGCCACCGUGAUGGUACUUUAAAGCAGAUGGUUGCAAAAGAUCCUAGAAGAUAUAUCAGGGAGGAUACCUCAAUUGUUCCCAUGAUAGAAAUGAUUAAAGAAUCUGGCCGUGCUACAUUUCUGGUGACAAACAGCUUAUGGGACUAUACAAACAUUGUAAUGAACUUCCUCUGUGGAGAGAAAACCGUGAAUAGCUGGUCUGCUACCAAUUUUGAUUGGCUUCAAUACUUCGACGUUGUUAUCACUGGCAGUGCAAAACCAGGUUUUUUCCAUGAUGAAAAUCGUGCUAAUCUUUUUGAGGUUGAUCCUGAGUCUGGGAUGCUUCUUAACACUGAUAAUGGCACUCCUAUGCCCUCAGUAGAUACUACAUUAAGGCUGCCAUCGAAUAUAGAUAAGAGUUGCAGAGUUUUUCAGGGUGGAAAUGUUGGCCAUCUGCAUAAACUAUUGUCCAUAGAGUCAAGCUCUCAGGUACUUUAUAUCGGGGAUCACAUCUAUGGGGAUAUUUUACACAGUAAAAAAGCCUUAGGUUGGAGAACAAUGCUUGUUGUCCCGGAGCUUGAGAGGGAGGUUGAACUUCUCUGGCAGUUGAGAGAUACCCGCAAGCAACUCCAGUUACUGAGGAAUGAAAGCGAUCACAUUGAAGAUGAGAUACAUCAUCUCAAAUGGUCUAUCAGAUUUGAUGGCGUGAAUGAUGACAACGGGGAAAAGAUACUUGCCGAGCUUGAUAAACUGAAGCGUCAAAGCGAGCAAGUGCGGCUCAAACAUCAACGAGCUCAACGAGAAUGUCAUCGAAUGUUCCACAAGGUGUGGGGACAAUUGAUGAAGACCGGCCAUCAAAAUUCACGUUUUGCGCAUCAGGUCGAGAGAUUCGCUUGCCUCUAUACCAGCCAAGUUACGAAUUUGAGCCUAUAUUCACCCGACAAAUGCUACAGACCAGGCGAAGAUUUCAUGCCUCACGAAAUCAAUAUCCUGGCUUUAUAGAGCAACAUAUUCUUCAUUCAAACUUCGUGAUAUAUGACAUUUUGAGGAAAAUAGUUUGUUGUUUCUUUUCUAGAAAUAUCAAAGUAUGUAUCAAGUUCUGAAACAUGUUAGUGCUCAUUGUAAAAUAUUGGAAAUGAGAAGACUGUAAUGCAUCCUGCAUUUUGCUGGUGAUUUGUAAUGGCCUGGAGUAAUCAGUAUGAUCUGGCAAUCUUGUACUCUGUUAGAAACUUGGAUUUUCGAGUCCAGAAUUCGUUUGCUUUUAACAUGAAGUGGAGUCGAGUAACUUACUCGAUUUUCGUA